Molecule: messenger RNA, 2387 nt
Organism: Dothidotthia symphoricarpi CBS 119687
Lineage: Eukaryota; Fungi; Ascomycota; Dothideomycetes; Pleosporales; Dothidotthiaceae
Exons: 1
Coding region: 1-2172 (723 amino acids)
Source: RefSeq, a predicted model, not a curated record
AUGCCGCCUUUCGGGCUGUAUCCGGUUCCAAAGCACCAUCUACAUGCACAAACCCCAUCGAUGGCGCGUCCUAUAUUCAACAGCUUGGACUUCAUGGAUGAGGAGGCGGCGCUACCGGCUAUGCCCGAAGGUGAUCCAGUUCAGCAACUAGAUGGCGCCGUUGAAAGCGAGCGCAAGAGCCUCACGUCAAAGGAGGAAAAGAAAUUGAAAAAGAGAGAAGAGAAGGAGAGGAAGCGAUCCCUGAAUGCGCUUACUGCUCAAGAGGAAGAAAAGGAGAAGACGGCCCCUGUAACUCCUCUAGUCAACCAGACGCCUGCAACGUCGAGUUCCAAGGCGAAGAAAAGCAAGGACAAGAAGAAGGGUAGUCAGCAAGGUGACGCGCGUUCCUCAACCAAGAAGCGCAAGAGAAAGAGUGAGGUUCUCAGCGACACUCCGUUACUACCGCUCCAGAAUCCAAGCGCCACCGACUCUGCCCUUGGUGCGGACUUUCUUGACCGCUUGAAAGCCAGCAUGACCGAUCUUGGGAAGGGCUUUGAUCUGUCGUCCAGCUUCACUCGGUCAAGCGAGCCGCCGUCGAAGAAAAAGUCCAAAUCAAGCCGCAAGAGUGAGGUAAUGAAAGAUCUCAGUAAGGUGACUGGAGAAACGAGCGGUGAGGUGCUGACCACCCCUACGCCGGCCCAGGGCAAGGACAAGAACAAGAAGAACAAAAGCCGCAAGAGCCUGGACAUGAAGACACGCGACACUCCCUUGAAGACACCAAUCCCGUCAACGACGUCGCCUUACUCAUCCGUCCCGAAACGAACGCCUAUCCCGCUCCCACACAAUAUGGAUGUGCGCCGUCCUAGUAUCCUGCGUAAAUCGCAGCAGAGUGUGGCACCAAAUGAACAGACAUCUUCGCAAGUACUUGUGGUCGAAACGCCCCCUUCCAAGAGUACGAACCGGGCAGUGACUAUAACCAAACCGCCCAUCCCCUUUAACCUACCACAGAGAUCUGUCUCCACGACGCCCGGACAUAAUAAGUCAAAGCAUGUUCCGUUAUCGUCCCCCAGUACCGAUGGCGAUCAAACAUCUGCGUUCACGCCUGUGGCUCUUCCAACCACCCACAAACUUGCCAUCAAGCCCAAUGGCCGAGUGUCACUCACCACAUCGAACCUCAUGAGGUACACAGAGCCCUUGAAUGAUGAACCCAAGCCUCGCCCUCGCGCUGCAUCGGUUGCUGCAUCAACCGCCGUUUCAACCGUCUCAUCCGGGUCUUCCAUGAGUAUCAAGGAAGCUUUCGCGCGUAUUUCCAAACCUUACUCCCGCUCCGGUGCUGAGAUCGACCCAUUCGUCGUGCCUGAAGUCAAGAAAAAGACGCAUCGCGAGACGCACGAGGAAGCAAGCCUUGGGGCCUUUACAGAGCAUUUCCGCACCGCACGCAAGACAGUCAACUUUACCGACGAGCGAGAAUACCUUAACGCACAUCUCGACUGGCGCGUCCAGAACGACGCAGCAGGUCCGUUGCCCUGUCUCGGCCUAGCGACAGGCUGCAACGCCAAGCGAGAAACAGUGCUCCGACUGCACAAAGAGGACACGCCUGAUGUGCUCAAAGUUGUAGUCACCACCGACGGGGACCUCAACGCUCUCGAAGACGCCAAGCAGCGCAGCACCGAAGCUGAAACUCUCCUUGAACUAGCCGUCGCUGCACGUAUCCCUGUCCCCAUCGGCCGCGUUGAAGGCGUCUGGACGCUGUUCUGCCCAAAGUACUCAGACACGCAUGUCGACAAGUACGGCUUCGGACAGCGCACACUGACCAUCCACUCCAUCGCUGGCUUCAGGGAUCAGAACGCGUAUACAGCGCGCUUGAGCAUCCCACCCCGUUCCAUGCUGUACACUAUUCUGUCCUUCUCCAUGCCGCCGCAUGCAUCAUUCCGCACGACGACGAUCAAGACGGCGGUGGAAGGGUACAAGAUGGAUGUGGUAUUUCUGGGUAAUGGAUAUUUGCAGCUGCGUGUCGAUCUAAACCUGCUGUUGCGGGGUAAGCCGACGGAGACGGCAGAGGGGAAGCCCAUGUAUAUGGAGUUCGUGGGCGUGCAUGAGCAUGCGGUGAAGUGGAGGGAGGAGAAGGAUGAGUUGGAGGAGGUUGGAAGGAAGUUGUUUGCUAAGUAUGACGGGGAGGUUACGGAGGAUUGAGAUGGGUGUGGAAAGAGAGCGGAACGGUAUUGUGGAUGUAAGCAAGCGUCGCCAGACAGAUUGGAUAGCAAUUUGGCGGUUCUUGAGAGACGUGCCAUGUGGAAUGGCGCCUGACUCCAGGUCAUCGGUAGGUCUAGAGUCCAGCUGUAACAUAAUGACUUCAGAUAGUUGUAACACCCCUUGAUCUCGAUCCAUGGGCUGAUACGUAGGUAGGG